AAGUGUAUAAACCUUUUCAUGCACUCAUACUAACUGACUGAUCACAUCGGAUACACAGCUGAGACACUUUUAAUAUUACUGAUUACUUUAUUUCUGCAAGCAAAAUGAAUUCAACAGAAAGUGAGACUUUCUACACCAGUGAUGGGUACAAUUCUUCUACACCCUUUACUGACGGCACCACAAUUGAAUAUUUCUAUCCAGACGACGACGAAGACUUUCGUACAUGCAAUUAUGUGCGACACGGGGCUUACUUUCUUCCACCCCUCUAUGCCAUUUUCUUCCUCUUAGGUCUCCUUGGAAACUCUUUAGUAAUCUGGGUCAUCGCUUGCGGGGUUAGACUCCGUAGCAUGACUGAUGUGUGCCUGGUCAACUUGGCCAUGGCUGACCUGCUCAUGGUGUGCUCUCUUCCCUUCCUCGCCCACCAAGCCAGAGACCAGUGGCUGUUUGGAGAUGCUAUGUGCAAGAUGGUUCUGGGCAUUUAUCACAUUGCCUUUUACUGUGGAAUCUUUUUCAUCUGUCUGAUGAGCAUCGAUCGUUACUUGGCUGUAGUGCACGCAGUUUACGCCCUUAAAGCACGCACACGCACCAGUGGCAUUGCGGCAGCUGCUAUCACAUGGGUGGCUGGCUUUUUGGCCUCUUUUCCUGACCUGAUCUUCCUCAAAAGUCAAACCACUGUCAACGGUUCUCAGAACUGCUACCCUGAGUUUCCCCAAACAUUACCCGACGAUGACUCUAGCAGCCUUCAUUACUGGAGAGUGUUUAGUCUCUUGAAAAUGAACAUUCUGGGCCUGUUUAUCCCAGUUUUCAUCCUAGGCUUCUGCUACUCUCAGAUCAUUUGCAGGUUGCUGUCAACCCAGUCUUCCAAGAAGCAGGCCAUCCGUUUGGUAUUUGUAGUGGUGUCCGUUUUCUUCUGCUGCUGGUUUCCUUACAACGUGGCAACCUUCUUUUCAGCACUGGAACUUCUGCAUGUCUACACCGCUUGUGAAAGCAGUAAGGCCAUCAGACUGGCUUUACAGAUUACCGAAGUCAUUGCAUACUCCCACAGCUGUCUCAAUCCCAUUCUGUAUGUCUUUGUCGGGGAGAAGUUCAGGAGGCACCUCAUAAGGCUGAUAAACAGAGCUCCAUGCAGUCUGUGCCAGGUGAUCAAGAUGUACAUUCCUCAAGACAGAGGUGCCUCGGUGUACUCGCAAACUACCAGCGUGGACGAAAGGAACACUGGGGUGUAAUCUGGUACUUUAAAUUCUGUUACUUAUAUCAAUACCUUUGUGAACAUCUUUUAUACACAGACUGUUCAUGUGAAGUCAGAUAAGGUCAUGCUAGUUUCAAGUUAACGGUGAGGUACCUUUGACUUGUUUUCUUGUUAUGACGGCCGAUGGUGUAUAUGUAGAAACUAGACUGAAUGUAAUACUUUCCCAUUAACAGUGUCUUUCAGUGCACCUGGUAUUUCUUAAUGUACAGCCUUUUUUUUUUUUUUUCUCCCCACCAGCGGGUCUUUUUGUGGGCUCUAGUGCCCUUUAUAUGACAGUAGGCUGACAGGAAAGGGAGAGGGAGAGGGGGGAAGACAUGCGGCAAAUGUCGCCGAGUCCGGGAUUCGAACCCGCGACUGCCGCGUCGAGGACUCAAGGCCUCCAAAUGUGGGUUGCGCUAUCCUCUACACACCACCACAGCAUGCCCAAUGUACAACAUUUUAAAAUAUCUUCCAAAAAAGUGUUUCUGUCAAAGUCUUACAUUUUAUAAUCUCAAUGUAAACCUUUAAAAAAAAGUUUUAUGCUCAGAUUUUUAAUACUUAUGUUUCAUUCCAUUCCAAUGUUUUAAAUUUAAAUAUCUGCUGUUCAUUUUCUGCCUUUUCAUUUAGUUUGGAAGAAUUUGGCUCUUAAAACUUGCUUUUGGAGGGAUUAGACAUUUUCUUUGUUGUUCACUUGCAGUGAAUUUCUUUUGGGAAAUUACAAAAUUAACAGUUUAUUUGCUUGAAUUUAGAUUGUGUACAGCUAGCUAAACCAAUAACUCUUACAAAUCUUAAUAUAUGCAGUACAAAGGUGUCAAAGUUAGAAAAGUCAAUAAACUAUCAGAGCCAAAAAGAGCAAACUUAGGUUGGUCAAAGUUAACUUGCUCAAGUUAAGAAACUUUUACAUUACAGCGGUAGUUUAGAUUUAAUGUCAUAUCAUAGACAUUGUGUAAUAAACAAAGAUUAUACAAAAAAAAUAAAAAUCAGACAUGUUACUACAAAAUAGGAAAUUAAUCAACUUUAUGAGCAAAUUUUUAUAUAUAAUCACUUAGGUAAGUCUGUUUUAAUAUACACACUUUGUAAAACAUAGGCCUUAACUUUCAAUCAUUUUGGUUUAGAUGUAAAAUGUAUUACCACAUGAGAUUCUUACUAAAUUCAUUUGAGGCUGCGGUUAUUAUGUUUACUUGUCCUACCACAGUUUUUAUUUCCACUUGACUUCCCACAAAUAGGCGUUGAUGCAUCAAUCUUUGAACAGGCAGCUUCUUUUGCAUUAACUAUUAGUGGGAUACUAUACCUGUGGUGGUUUUCAGUGGCUCUGUAUUUGCCAAGUAAGCAGUCUUCCCCAUAUGCAUGUAGACCGUAACACAACAUUUUUGAUUCAAAACAAUCUUUUUUUUAUUAUUAUUAUUGAUUGGAUGUAAUAUUUGUAAUUUCUGAUAAACAGAAUAUGUGGUUUUGGCUGUACGCUUUUUUUGAUGACAUUCUAGUUUUAUUGUGAUACACUUGUGUUUACACUGUGCAUUUUAUUAAGCCGACUGCAGAUUGUUGAGAAACGGAAAACAUGACAGUAUGUGUCUGCAAACAUCACAUCAGAAAUAAUUUUGAGCUGAACUAAAAUCUUUCUUCCUGAGAUAAGUGUGAAACCAUCAUGCACAGCAACUAUGUUGUUAUCAUUCGUUGUAAUCAUCCAUAAGCAAAAUAAACUAAGAUAAAUUACAAAUAAAGAUUGCGAUAGAGUUCUCUGUUUGAGAUUGGUGCACAGUACAAAGCCUCUAAUGCAACCUGCAGCAUUUGCUUGGUUGAUUUAGAAACAUGUUCUGCAGAGGAUCUGUUCCACACCUCAACCUAAAAAAAAAAAAAAAAAAAACACAACCUGAAAGCGGAAACGUAUAACCAAGCUGUGAGUUUAACCUUUUCAGGCUUUGCAAGCACU
This is a messenger RNA of Gambusia affinis (western mosquitofish), 3158 nucleotides long. It is a transcript of the gene ccr8.2, whose product is annotated as cabz01093075.1. The transcript is spliced from 2 exons. Bases 105 to 1226 code for a protein of 373 amino acids. NCBI's taxonomy places the organism in Eukaryota, Metazoa, Chordata, Actinopteri, Cyprinodontiformes, Poeciliidae. Gene Ontology annotation, cellular component: membrane. Gene Ontology annotation, biological process: immune response; G protein-coupled receptor signaling pathway; chemotaxis. The record is from RefSeq and is a predicted model, not a curated record. Gene Ontology annotation, molecular function: chemokine receptor activity.